AUGGUGGGACAUGAAAGGCGCAACGAGACGUUCAAUGCGGUAAAGGAUUGGCUUGAAGGCCGGGCGGAAUCUUUCACGACUGGCGAUCCCACCAUAUUCGCCGAGUACGUGGUACAGUUGUUGGGAACCGUGCCAUUUGUUGAUGAUGAUCGGGAGCAGAAAGAGCUGCUAAGAAUUAGGGUAGUCGACGAGCUCAAAGGAAUUGUAGAACGGACCCUCCGAGAGGGCCCAUUCCUCGAGCAACUGUGGCAAAAAGUGCGGGAAACAUCAUCACUACAACCAAUAACAGUCGAAGAUUCAAGCACGAUUUUGGUCACGAAUGUGCCAAGACCCAGACUUAACAUCCGCGACGUAAGAGAGGCUUUUGAGCCUUACGGCCGGCUUGCGCUGUGUCGCGCGGAUCUGGAGCGUCGUCAGCUUCUAAUUGGCUUCAAACACAGCUCGUGUGCAAUCAGAUGCGUCAGCGCGAAAGGCCCCUUCUUUGGCAAUCGUUUCAUCAAAGUUGAGUUGUGUCGCGAACAGGAUGCGUGCUUCGAGGGUGUAGAUCUUAUGGAGAACGAAAAUCGUGGCCAGGAUGGGAUGGUGCUUACGAAUCACGCCAGUGUUGGACAAUCCACUGCGCAACAAGAGAGAACUACUGCUCAAAAACUGAACCAGCAAAUGAAGAAUAAUCAGGAAGGUCAGCUGCGCUCGAAGGAGAAGCUUUUGCAGGGCCAUAGGUCGAUGCUGCAGUUGCUGGCAGAGAGGAUUGGGGAAUCUGGCGACAAUGAGGACGAGCUGCAACAGCAUGCUCUGGAAUUCGAGCGAAUCCGACAAAGCAUGGUCUCGCUGAACAUCUUGCCCGCAGAGAUGGUCAAGAAACGCAUCGAGCGUUUUCUCACAGAAAACCCGGAAAGGGCCCGACUUUUCAUGACAACGAAGAGAUCGGAUAAAGGACGUGCCAAGAAACGACCCAUGGUGGCACCUUUUCAAAAGAGUCUAAGGCGGAAAAAGCGGUGA
Messenger RNA from Lachancea mirantina, 999 nucleotides. Lineage: Eukaryota; Fungi; Ascomycota; Saccharomycetes; Saccharomycetales; Saccharomycetaceae. The record is from the annotation of a GenBank genome assembly.